Molecule: messenger RNA, 1110 nt
Organism: Penicillium verrucosum
Lineage: Eukaryota; Fungi; Ascomycota; Eurotiomycetes; Eurotiales; Aspergillaceae
Product: glycoside hydrolase family 28 protein
Exons: 3
Coding region: 1-1110 (369 amino acids)
Biological process (GO): pectin catabolic process
Cellular component (GO): extracellular region
Molecular function (GO): polygalacturonase activity
Source: RefSeq, a predicted model, not a curated record
AUGCGUACUUCUUUCGUUACCAUGCUGGCCCUCGGUGCCGCCGCUGUGUCCGGUGCCCCAGCUUCUGCUCCUGUUACCGAUCUCGUUGAGCGCGGCUCCUCCAGCUGUACCUUCACCUCGGCCGCCGCCGCCAAGGACGGCAAGUCUUCCUGCUCAACCAUUGUGCUGGACAACAUCAAGGUCCCCGCUGGCGAGACCCUCGACCUUUCCAAGCUUAAGAGCGGCACUAAGGUCAUCUUCAAGGGUGAAACCACCUUCGGAUACAAGGAGUGGAAGGGUCCCCUCAUCCGCUUCUCUGGAGACAACAUUGACGUCUCCGGUGCAUCCGGCCAUGUUAUCAACGGUGGAGGCGCUAGCUGGUGGGACGGCAAGGGAACCAACGGCGGAAAGAAGAAGCCCAAGUUCUUCUACGCCCACAAGCUGGACAACUCGAAAAUCUCCGGUCUUAACGUCAAGAACACCCCCGUUCAGGGUUUCAGUGUCCAGGCCAACCACCUGGUCCUCGACCACAUCACCAUCGACAACAGCGAUGGUGAUUCCAACGGCGGCCACAACACCGAUGCCUUCGAUGUUGGUGAAAGUACCUACAUCACCAUCAGCAACGCCAACAUCAAGAACCAAGACGAUUGCAUGGCUGUCAACUCUGGCGAGCACAUCACUUUCACUGGUGGCACCUGCUCCGGUGGCCACGGUAUCUCCAUCGGUUCCGUUGGUGGACGCGACAACAACAUCGUGAAGGAUGUCACCAUCUCCGACUCCAGCGUUGUCAACUCCGACAACGGUGUCCGCGUCAAGACCAUCUCCGAGGCCACCGGUGCCGUCUCCGGCGUCACUUUCUCCAACAUCAAGCUGUCCAACAUCGCCAAGUACGGUAUCAUCAUUGAGCAGGAUUAUGAGAACGGCAGCCCUACCGGCAAGCCCACCACCGGUGUCCCCAUUACCGACCUCAAGGUUGAGAAGGUUACCGGUACCGUUAAGAGCAGCGGUACUGACGUCUACAUUCUCUGCGGUAAGGAUAGCUGCAAGAACUGGACCUGGUCUGGAAACGACGUCACUGGUGGUAAGAAGAGCAGCAAGUGCUCUGGUGUUCCUUCCGGCGCUUCUUGCUAG